Messenger RNA from Diaporthe citri, 1047 nucleotides. RefSeq lists its product as uncharacterized. Gene Ontology annotation, molecular function: oxidoreductase activity. The transcript is spliced from 4 exons. The record is from RefSeq and is a predicted model, not a curated record. NCBI's taxonomy places the organism in Eukaryota, Fungi, Ascomycota, Sordariomycetes, Diaporthales, Diaporthaceae. Bases 1 to 1047 code for a protein of 348 amino acids. Gene Ontology annotation, cellular component: mitochondrion.
AUGUCGAAGCCCGACCACUCCGAGAGGACCGCGACCGAGCCUCGCGACCCAUCGCUCCACACGGUCAUUCUCAGGCGGAUCGAGGAAAUCAACCCCUCAAUCCGCACCUUCCGCCUCGCCAUCCCAGCGUCCGUGGGACGCAUCAGGCCAGCAUACGCACCUCCGGCUCAUUCAGCCCUUCCCCGCGCUCUCUUCUCUGACCCCAGAGUGCUCGAAGAACCACGGCUAACGCACCCACCCCGCGACGACCAGUUCCUCCCAGGACAGUGGCUCGACGUCUUUGUGCCGGGUAUCAGAAAUCCAGGCGGCUUCACCAUCACCUCCUCGCCCUCGAAGGCCCAGAAGAAAACAGUCUUGCCCGCCAGCGCCGCCCCGGCCGAUGGCACCACCCCGUCCCCACCGGCCCCUGCGCAGGAGCCUUACCUCGAGCUCGCCGUGCAGAAGUCGCCCGACAACCCGCCGGCCCAGUACCUCUGGAGGCCCACGGCCGAGAUCCUGCACUCGGAGCUGCGUGUCCGCGUGGGCGGCAGCUUCGUCUGGCCUCCCCCGGGGGUCCAGCCGACGACCCUCCGCAAGAUCGUCUUCGUCGCCGGCGGCGUCGGCAUCAACCCGCUGAUGAGCAUCGCGAGCCACCUCGCCGAGCGGCCGGACCCGCGGCACACGGUCGAGUUCCUGUACUCGACGCGGGACCCGGGCGGCGAGGGCAAGCGCGACGCCUCCAAGAUACUGUUCCUCGACCGCCUGGCCGGGAUCUUCAACGGCGGCGGCGGCGCACUCAAGGGACGGCUGGGCUUGUUCCUGACACCCGGAGGCCCCGGCGCAGGUGCAGAAGGGGGAGGGGACGGUGGUGACCUCCAGGGCAUCCCGUUCAAGAGCCGGCGUAUCACAGUCGAGGACAUUGCGGAGGCUGUCGGCGAUGACAAGAAGUUCGCUGUUGUCUACGUCUGUGGGGUGCCUGCGAUGACGGAUGAGUUCGUCGAGAAGUUGACUUCCCCACAAGGACUGGGCCUGGAACCUCAUAGGGUUCUUUACGAGAAGUGGUGGUAG